AUGGCGCCCGAAAACCGAACCGUCUCCUUCUACCAUUAUGAUCCAUCAGAGGCGGCGGCAGCGGUGUUCUGCGCUUUGUUCGGCUUAUCUCUCAUUUACUCCACUUUCAUGGUGAUUCGGACAGGAGCCUGGGUGUGGACGGUUCAGCUGGUCGCGAUACUUAUGGAAGUCGUCGGAUACGUUAGUCGAAUCGCGUCCGCUCAGCGUACUGAUAGCUUGGAUCUGUAUGCGGUCCAGUUUUGCGUGAUUAUCCUCGCGCCUGUCCUCAUGGCUGGCGUUGUAUAUGUCGUCUUUGGUCGAAUCGUCUUUCAUGUCGUUCCCGAGCAAGAGAGAACCACAAGGCUGCUAUGGGUUCCGGCUCGUUGGAUUACACCCAUCUUUGUUACCUUCGACAUUGUCUCUCUGGUAAUCCAACUCCUGGGCGCCAUCGUCGUGUCGAGCACCAAGGCUACGGAUGAAAACGCCGUAGGCAAGUUGGAAACGGGAAAAAACGUGGCACUCGUAGGACUUGCUGUACAGAUGGCGGCGUUCGGGCUGUUCUCGGUCAUCGCUGUCCGCUUUCAUUUCACCUCGAAGCGGUUUGAGGCAAGCCUUAGACCGGGGCUUGAGGGUUCCAGGGAGGGCAAAAAGGCCGCCGUCAUUCUACGGCCUUCGCGGGAAAUAAACCCUCACUGGAGACACCUCCUAUACGUUAUUAAUGGGUCUUGCCUUUUGAUACUGGCUCGGUCUAUAUUCCGUAUAGUCGAAUUUGCCGAAGGCCCCAGUGGUCGUGUGAUGCAGGAAGAGUACUUCAUGUAUGUCUUAGACACUCUACCUAUGUUCCUGGUAGUUUUCAGCUUCACCAUCUUCUUCCCUGGUACCUAUCUUCCGUUCAUGGGGUUUAGGGUUCCUAAGCAUCCGGCUGGUGCGAGGGAGUUGCCUGGCGAGAACGAGUCGGCUAUCGCAUUGCGCGAAGUAUAGAGCCGUAUCGGUCGGUUUGAAGGGCGUCUUCCUCACACAAUAUUGCUGGUGUUCUCGAGAUCAAUCUCCUGUUAGCAGGGGUGGCACCAUAACUCCCAUACGGCAUCUUUUAGAGAUGGUAGGGAGCGAGGGGGAGGGGAAGGUGAUCUGCUUCUUGCGCCUACACGUGAAUGGGGGCGUGUCUGCCUACAACUCCGUUGGAUUCGCGGGAAGCAAUGCUAGUUACCUGCCUGUCUCUCGUGUCUGGGCUUGGCGCGAGCGGUUCGGGAUAGGAUAUAACGGCAGUCCUACGUCUAGGAUAGAAACGUUACGACGACAGCUCUCAUGUGGCGGCCUCUGUGAGAACUUGGGCCAAUCAUCGUCUCGGCGAUGCUGGCAAGGUGGAUGGAUAUAUGCACCGUAAGGCAAUGUGCAGUGUCAUAUAGCUAGCACUUGCGACUCAUGCCCCGAAUGGGACGCUGUAUGCAGUUGUUCCCAUCCCAUCCCACCCGGUCGACGAGUGUCGAAG
This is a messenger RNA of Durotheca rogersii, 1468 nucleotides long. RefSeq names its product RTA1-domain-containing protein. Gene Ontology annotation, cellular component: membrane. NCBI's taxonomy places the organism in Eukaryota, Fungi, Ascomycota, Sordariomycetes, Xylariales, Xylariaceae. The transcript is spliced from 5 exons. The record is from RefSeq and is a predicted model, not a curated record. Bases 1 to 960 code for a protein of 319 amino acids.